Messenger RNA from Drosophila gunungcola (fruit fly), 3614 nucleotides. RefSeq lists its product as uncharacterized. The record is from RefSeq and is a predicted model, not a curated record. Bases 70 to 3516 code for a protein of 1148 amino acids. The transcript has 3 exons. Gene Ontology annotation, molecular function: ADP-ribose diphosphatase activity. Lineage: Eukaryota; Metazoa; Arthropoda; Insecta; Diptera; Drosophilidae.
CGAACCAAACGACGCGCCUUUUUUGUUUACCGGUUGUUUGCGCUACUAACUGUAAACGGACGAAGCGGAAUGGACAAGAGCAGUGGAAGAGGUAGCCAGGGAAGCGGCAGCUACAUGGACCAGAAUUCGCUGGGCAUCCUAAACAUGGACAACCUUAAGGUCUUUGGUGAUCUGUCCAGCUUCAGUAAGAGCAGCCGGAGGAGCGGCGUUAGUCGGGACUCUUCCGGCGUCCACGAACGCCUGCGGGAAGAGCGGAUGCGUGCCCUGGAGACCCUGGAGAAACCUCGCCCCACGCGUCCCAGCCAAGCGAAGAGCACUGCCCUCCAAAAGCGCUCCACCACAAACAUCUCGGAGCUGGUGACCGACGAGACCAUCGACCUGAACAGCAGUGUCUCCUUUGCCCUGGCCACGCCCGCCCCCAAGGGCACCAACAUAUCCUUUGAGCCCGCAGAGAUCACUGGCAGAUCAACCCUCUGCCAGGGGGGCAAACAGCGCCGACGGGAGAAGCCAUCCCUUUCCGUGGCCGAAAUCCUCAAAUCCUCCUUCGUGGAGAAGGCCCGCCUGCUGGAAAAGAAGCUGCACGAUGCCAGCCAGCUAGAGGCCAGCUACCAUUUGUCCCGGGCCAACUCCAGCAGUGUCACGGACUCGUUCAGCUGCUCCCGCAGUUUGCCGCGCACUGCGGAUAUGAGUGACCUCAGUCUCAACGGCGGAGGGGGAUUCUCUUUUGGCUCCACCUCGCUGGCGGAGGCGGCUGGCCAGAAUGAGAGCUUCGCCCCCGCCGAGCUAAUGCAGUCCAAGUUGGUGCUGGGCGAAAUCUCGUGGGCUCAAGAGUUUACGGCCAUGCCGACGGCUACUUUGAGCACCCAGGCCAUGCAGAAGAUCGCUGCUCCGCCACCCACAUCCGAAAUAGAAACCUCUGUGUCCAACUCUGUCUUGGCCGGAGAUCCGGAUUUCUCUCUGGGGAACUACUUUCAGACGCGCUCGGAGAACAUAUGGAACAUAGUGAGGGACGACAGCCCGGAUCGCAGUCGUUCUAUUCAGGCACUACGAGAACCAGAACCAAACAUGACUCUGGAGUCCGUAGGCGAGAAGACACCGCAGCCGGACAAUAAGACCUACACCAAGACGGACGCCAUUGCAGACUCGAAUUUGGGACGCAAUCUUAUGCGAAAGAAGCAGCAAGAUCGUAUUCAGACUGUGCUGAAGGCCAACAAUGGCCUGGCGGCUCAAGAGCCCAAGCGCCCGCCCUCAAGUUCCGAGAUCCUGAGUCUCUCGGCCAUCGAUAAAGCUCUAAGGGAUAUCGAUCUCAAUUCGGAUACAUCCACCGUGGAGGUAGUCAACCACCUAUGGGAGCGUGGUCGUGGGAAGAAUUACGAAAACGAGGAGAACAAGGAGAACCAGAGCCGCGCCUCAAAUGCGGAGCGCACUCUGUGCUCCAACAAGCUCACGGACACCAUGAGCUUCACGGACUCUGUACUGAAUUCCACGGACUUUCGUCACCUCCAGGACAGCAUCUCGCGCAAACCUCUCAGUCCGCUGGCGGACCAGCCGCAGAUCACCAUCAGCCGUGCGGAAACCGAACCCGUGGAGACGGAGGUCGAGGCCGACAUCGACGAGUGGCCCUCGACACCGGUGAAGGAGCCCAGCCGCAGAGUGAGGCGUACUAAGAUUUCACCCCGAACCGCCAGUCCGGCGAGCAGCGAUGGACUACGUCCUUUAACCUGCACCGAGGACGAAAACGAUGACGAGGACAAGACGCCGGUAAACAAGAAGAGGGUCUCGAUCUCCACAGUGGGCCUGAUUCCUCGCAAUCCCUCAUCCUUGAGCAGUACUCGAUUGGAUGGAUGCGAUGUCGCCGUUGCCUCUUCCACCGAGCGCGACUUCGGCAUUUCCCCGAACCUGGCCAAGAACCUGUCGCCCAUGUCCUCGCCGAGAAGCUGCCUCUCGUCUCCACUGCUGGACAGCACCACCAGUUCCGAGCGCCGGCAGCUGAUGAGCGGUGCUGUCCGCAAGGCCAACUCUUCGCCAGCGGGAAGCGAGGCGAGUUCCACCAGCGGGUUUACCACGAGCGGAAGACGUGGACCUGGUUCCAGCUCUACCACUGCACCGCGUAGUGUGUCGCGAUGCUCCAACUCCAGUGAGUUUAGCCACCGGGACGGCAAGCUGCUCCCCUUGAAGGUGACCCACACUAGCCUGUGCUGGGGCAGCACCAAGCUGCGAACAGACGUGCGCAAGUCCAUGCAGGUGAAGAACACGGCGGACAAGCGACUUGUCAUCCGGCUGGGCAUCCAGGGACCCGGCUUCCAGCUCGUGGGCACCGAAAGCAGCACAAUCACACUGCAGGCCAUGGAAUGCCGCUCGGUGGUGAUUAACUUCUGUCCCACUGUCUGUGGAGCGGCCAUCGGGGCAUUGUCCUUCUAUGCGCCGUCAGGAGCCCACAACAGCAGCCAGCCUGGCCUAGAGAUUCCGCUGUACGGCUACGGCGGCAGUGCGUCCAUCACCAUACAGGGUCUGCUAAAGGGUCCGGUGGGCGCCAGCUUCCUCACCAUCGGCGAUGUAUGCGAGCUAUCCGCCGGUCCCCUUUCGGCCAGUCUCCGGUUCCACAACAAGGGCCCGCUAACCGCCUUUGUGGGCAUCUCAGUGGACUCCACCGUGCUGAUGAAACUGCGCUUGAGCGAGGCCUUCGAUGUGCGGCCUAGCCGAAUGAUCCUGCCGCCCAAUAGCGAGGGUAGCGUGCAGAUCGUCUUUCGACCGAAUCGCGAGGACUUGAAGAACAUACUGAAGAAGACCGCCCAGGUGCUGACGCUGGCCAACAUGCGAAUUUUCUGCGGGGACGAGCCCAACAGACAGCGCAUGCGCAGCCUGGUCCAGAGGAUGAGCUCCCGGCAGCGGGAGAAGCUCACCUCCCCGAUGCUGGACAGCAUCUGGGGCGGAUUUCCGGAAGAGCAGCCAGUCCGAAACAUAGGCCUGCUCAACGAGCCGCCCGAAUUCAUCCUCGAUCUGGUCACUGUUGUGCGAAUUAUCGAUGUGGCACUCACCCUCAAUCGGGACUUCGACGAGUCCUCCGAGAGCUCGCUAAUGUUCCUGCCGGAAGCCGAGGAAACUGUCUUAUUUCGGACGAUCUGUGUGCCUAGUUCGCCAACGCCAACACAGAGCAAUCUGCUGGAGCCCGUGGAUGAACUGUUGGAGGCGGACACCACUACCCUAAUGCCCGUUGAGAGGAAUUGGUCCGUGGAACCCACCUCGCUGGAAUUCGAUGCCGGCGGAUCUCCCCUGGCCACUUUGUCCGUCACGAACAGCUUUCGCUCCAGGCAGCUCAUCGAGGUGAGCUGCAGCAUCCCGGAGCUGGUGCGGAUCAGUCCCAGCGAGUGCUAUGUGGCUCCGGAUGGCGGUCGGGUGGAGAUCGAUGUCCGCCUGCUCCGCUCGCCCAGGCGCGAUUUGCUGGAGAAGGAGCCUCUCAUCAUGGUCUCCAUGGAGAACGAGCGCAUCAAUGUGCCACUUAGCUUUAAGUUUUAAAUCGUAUCUGUGCCUGCUAAUUGCGUUUGCCCUUGUUUAUGUAUUUGUACUGUUAAAAAAAAUUGCAUUGUAUUGUCGUAUGUGCUAAUGAAAUAAAA